AUGAGGGUAAUUGGUCUAUUCUGCGCCUUCGUGGGAAGCCUUCCGGCGACUGCAAAUAGCUUUGUUCCUAGCACUUCGCAUGGAUCAACCAAUCUUCCAACGAAUAAUGAAGGAACCAUCAAGAUGACGUCCGAUUCUAAUAUUGAACCAGUUUACGCGGCCAAGACCGUAAGUGCUUUUGACAAAUACAAGAAAGAACAUGCCCAAUCCAUCAAGAGUCCAUCCAAAUAUUGGGGAAAGCUUGCCAGAGAAGUCUUGGAUUGGGAGGUUCCGUUUGACUCCCAUAGAGUUUUGCAAGGCGAUUUGACCAAUGGUGAUGUUCGUUGGUUCAGUGGGGGGAAAUUGAAUGUUGCCUACAAUGCAUUGGACCGACACGAUCCAAAAAAACUUGCUAUGAUUUGGGAAGGAGAUGAACCUGAUGAUGUCAGAAGGAUCACUUAUGGUGAAAUGACCAACAAGGUAUCCCAAAUCGCCAACGCACUCAAAGCUAAGGGAGUCAAGAAAGGACAAGUUGUUACAAUUUACAUGCCAAUGAUUCCGGAACUUGCCAUGACCAUGUUGGCCUGUGCGCGAAUUGGAGCUGUCCACUCUGUCGUUUUUGCAGGAUUUUCGUCGGACGCUUUGGGGAGCCGUAUUCAAGCUGCAAACUCCGAGGUAGUUGUGACUGCUGAUCAUGGUCUUCGUGGUAGCAAGCGUAUUCCUCUUAAGGAUAUCGUUAAUGCUGCCGUUGAGCAUGUCAAGGACAAAGACCUUGUCAAGCAUGUGCUUGUUUGGGAACGCAACUACGAAGGACCAGAAUCAGAAGCGCCCUACGAAAUGAACUCUAACGAUGUCCGUAUGGACAUUCUGGUUGAUGACCAACGUCCAUACUGCCCACCAGAGCCUAUGGAAGCAGAAGAGAAUCUUUUCAUCUUAUACACUUCUGGUUCCACUGGACUGCCAAAGGGUUUGGUUCACACCACUGGUGGAUACGCAUUGUAUGCUGCACACACAACCAAGACAACUUUCGACCUUGCCCCCGAUGAUAUUUUCGCAUGCGUUGCCGAUUGUGGAUGGAUCACUGGUCACUCUUAUGUUGUUUACGGACCACUUCUGAACGGGGCAACAACUUUCAUGUUUGAAUCCACUCCAGUCUACCCCGAUGAAGGCCGAUACUGGGAUAUGGUGCAACGACACAAGAUCACUCAAUUCUACACUGCACCAACUGCCAUUCGUCUCUUGAUGAGGUACGGUGAAGAAGCUGUGCAGAAAUACGAUCUGAGUAGUUUGAAGGUCUUGGGAACUGUCGGUGAACCCAUCAACCCCGAGGCAUGGAGAUGGUACUACGAAGUUGUUGGCAAGUCCAAAUGCACCAUCGUCGAUACCUACUGGCAAACGGAGACUGGAGGACACAUCGUUACAAAUAUUCCUGGAGUUACACCUAUGAAGCCAGGAUCAUGUACUCUGCCAUUCUAUGGAAUUGAUGCUGUUGUGUUGGAUCCAGCCGAUGGCCACGUUGUGGAGCCGGACGAAAACGGAAAAGCUGAAGGUGUCAUGGCCGUUCGCCAACCGUGGCCAGGAAUGGCAAGAACUUGUUUGGGCGAUCACGCAAGAUACAAGACCGUCUAUUUGAAGCCAUAUCCUGGAUACUACUUUACAGGGGAUAGUGUGAUGCGUGACGAAGAAGGAAACCACUUCAUUAUUGGGCGUGUUGACGACAUUAUCAAUGUCAGUGGACACAGAAUUGGAACUGCCGAGGUUGAAAGUGCUUUGGUUGCCCACCCAGCUGUGGCUCAAGCUGCUGUUGUUGGACGACCGCACGAUCUCAAGGGCCAAUCGAUUGCAGCAUUUUGUAUGCUGAGAAAAGGAUACGAGGAAUCUCCUGAACUUUUGACGGAACUGAAGAUGAAUGUGCGCCACGAAGUUGGAGCAUUCUGCAGUCCCGACCUUAUUGUGGUUUCACCAACUUUGCCCAUGACAAGAUCUGGAAAGAUCAUGCGUCGCAUUUUGCGCAAGAUUGUUUGUGGAGAAACUGACAGCUUGGGUGACAUCAGUACUCUUGCAGAUCCUUCUAUUGUUGAUACUUUGAUUGAAAAAGUUGGGAAAAAGUAA
Cylindrotheca closterium is the source of this 2091-nucleotide messenger RNA. The record is from the annotation of a GenBank genome assembly. NCBI's taxonomy places the organism in Eukaryota, Bacillariophyta, Bacillariophyceae, Bacillariales, Bacillariaceae.